Molecule: messenger RNA, 1394 nt
Organism: Drosophila ficusphila
Lineage: Eukaryota; Metazoa; Arthropoda; Insecta; Diptera; Drosophilidae
Gene: amx
Product: TM2 domain-containing protein almondex
Exons: 2
Coding region: 213-1073 (286 amino acids)
Source: RefSeq, a predicted model, not a curated record
CCAGGUAAUGCUCUGAUUAUGACGUUGAAAAUAGUUCACUCCCAGUUUACUCCGAAAUAAAUGUUGACCAAUUUAUUAAUAGUUAUAAGCUGUUCCAAGAUGGUAUUUGUCUCAACCAACAAUGGUCACACUGCCACCCACAUCUACGACUCGUCGAUAGAAAAAAGAAAACAAUAACAUUUCCGGCGUUUUAUCCGCGUUAUCUGGCUAAAAUGAGGAUUCAAAGACAAUGCAUCGUGGUUAACAUGCGAUCAGCCAUCGUCCUAAUUAUGAUCUUCGUGCUGACGGGCAUCAGAAACAGCGAGACAGCCAGCGGGGGUAACCAAAUGGAUUUGUCGGACACAAAAGGCGAUCACAAGGACAACAGCAAUGCGAGCAAUGGCAAUGGAAACGCUAACGAAAACGAGGUUUAUGUGCCUCCUUUGGUCUCCAGCACAGUGGCCAAAAAUGGUGGCUCAGGUGGUGGAGGAGGAACAAGCGGCCUCUUGGACAACAUCACCGCCUACAGCAGCAGUAGCAGCAAUGGCAACAACAACAAUAUGCUCUGUCCCUAUGAUAAGGACACGCCCUGCGAUCGCCUGCAGUUCCCCUGCAUACGGUGUAACUAUAACUACGGGUGUUUGUAUGGCCGAGACAUAAAUGUGACCUGCGAGAUUAUCGGCAACGUUCAGUGCCAAGGUGAACGGAGUUUCCAGCGACAAAUGAGCUGUCGCUAUUGCUACCAAACGGAAAUGUGGCAACAAAGCUGCGGUCAGCGAUCCAGUUGCAACUCGGCAACGGAUAAACUAUUCCGCACCAACUGUACCGUACACCACGAUGUGCUCUGCCUGGGCAAUCGAUCCUUCACCCGCAACCUGCGCUGCAAUUGGACCCAGGGCUAUCGCUGGAGCACCGCCCUGCUUAUUAGCCUCACGUUAGGCGGUUUCGGAGCCGAUCGUUUCUACUUGGGCCACUGGCAGGAGGGAAUCGGAAAGCUCUUCAGUUUUGGCGGUCUCGGCGUCUGGACCAUCAUAGAUGUUCUGCUCAUCUCAAUGCAUUAUCUGGGGCCGGCGGACGGCUCGCUUUACAUCUAGUUUAAUACAAAAGGGGUUGGGGUUUGCAAUUUAAAAAGACUUUAGGCCAAAAAAAUAUUUUGUAAGAUAAAAGUUUCCAUUGCCGUGUAAAUAUUUAUAUUCGCUUAUAUUUAAUCGUUUGAUACUCUAAAAACAAAAGAUUUUUUUCCAUUGGCGGGAAAGCAUGGCAUGUAAAUAAAUAUGUAUUUAGAUAAUGAAUCCUAUUAACUGUACUAUAUUAAUCAGAUGGAAUGGCGCAUUCUGUUGUUAGCAAUUUAAAUAGCUUUUUUAAUGUCUUUGAUCACAUAAAUAAAAUAAAUCAAAUUAAAAAAUGUUAAAAAA